Erythranthe guttata (spotted monkey flower) is the source of this 414-nucleotide messenger RNA. RefSeq lists its product as uncharacterized. The record is from RefSeq and is a predicted model, not a curated record. NCBI's taxonomy places the organism in Eukaryota, Viridiplantae, Streptophyta, Magnoliopsida, Lamiales, Phrymaceae.
AUGAAGAUGAUGAACGCCGCCGAAAUUAACAACCCCGCCUCUCCUCCGUCUCUCAAAUCGAAAUUGAAGCGAUCGCUGUGCUUGUCGUGCUGCUUCCGCCGCCGCAACCGCCGCCACCUGAUUCUACAGUCUCCGCCGCCGUCGCCUCCCUCCGACGACAAUCCGGCGUUGAUUUGGGUCGGAACUGCUGGGCCCCACGACCACUCAUUAUCGGAAAUUAAGGAGAAGUGCCGCACGAUGCUGGGGCUCUCCGGCGUUAAGCACAAGAGGCACUCGUCGGUGGAGUUUAGAUACGAUCCGUUGAGUUACGCGCUGAACUUUGAAGAUGGAUUUGACUUUGACGAUGAGGCGCCGUUGAAGAAUUUCUCCGCCAGAUUGCCGCGGUCUCCGACGGUGCCCGCCGCCGUUACUUGA